Diabrotica virgifera virgifera (western corn rootworm) is the source of this 2794-nucleotide messenger RNA. RefSeq lists its product as uncharacterized. The coding region runs from base 1721 to 2746 and encodes 341 amino acids. The record is from RefSeq and is a predicted model, not a curated record. Lineage: Eukaryota; Metazoa; Arthropoda; Insecta; Coleoptera; Chrysomelidae. The transcript has 8 exons.
UGUAUAGUUGGGUUUUAAUUGCGGUAUUUUAUAAAUGCUAGAAUAUUCCACAGGGAGAUGCGAACUUUGAGAAAUAAACACAGUUUGAUUGGUACACCCGGUAUACAAUGAAAAUUUAAUUGUUUAGCAACAAUAUUAUUACAGUGGUAUUGCUAAAGAAACAGGCUAUAACAUAUUCAAAAAAUCACUUAAAUCGGCCAACAGGUUUAGGAAAUAUGAGGCAUCAAAAAUGACCAAAUUUUUAAGUGGGCCGAUUUCUAUGCACGUAAGUUUAUUUUUUUAAAUGGUGGGCCCAAGACCUCUAAAUAAAUAUUGACGGUUUCGUAUUGGUUGUCAUCUGCAACAUACUGCCCAAAUGUUUUAUAAUAUAUCCAGAUUAAACUCGAUUAUUUUCAGUACUUUACGAUAUUAUAUAAUUUUAUAGCCCUUAAUAAAUGUAGUUUUGUGAUAAAAAUAUUUUAUAAGAAUAUAAAGUGUAUCCUUCACCAUGCUGCAGGGAUAUGCCGUUUAUGGUACGGGGCGGAUAGAUUUUAUCGUUGUUUGGCCUUGUUUGUUUUCGUAUAGGAUAUUUGCUGUCAUUGGUCCAGUGCAAUUUCAGAAAGUUUACAUAAAUACCGUAGUAGACACGAUCAAAUAAACAUGUAAAAAGGCAGUCGUCCCGGCAUUUCUUCAUCUGCUGUUACUAUUAAAUAAUCACACAGAGCUAAAUCUGGCGAAUUUUGUGGAUGAUGAAUAAAUGUGUAUCUCACUUUGUGUCUUGAAGGAAGGGAAGUUUUUGCGUUACAAAGCAAAGCGUUUUGCUUCAAAUCGGUGUCAAAAUAUUCUAGUGGACAUUCAUAGUACCUAUACAUGUUAAAUAUUGCUGCUGGACCUCUUCUGAACUAAUCAUGGUGAAUAUUAGCAUUUUUCGACUGGUAUUAGGAAUAUUGCUGCAUUUCUUCUACUAUUAUCAUUAUUAGAUAAUGACAAGAAGCUAAAUCUGGCAAAUUCUGUGGAUGAUGGACUAAUUUGUAACCCACUUGGUAUACUUUUAGUAGUACAACGACCGCUAUUUUAGUUAUGGCAUCUUCCCAGAUAGCACAGUACUUCCCGAGGACGUCUGUUUCAGGUCCCACUUAAGUCCGAAUGUCCGGGGACCUCAAUCGGACGUUCCCAGGAAUUAGAAAUCCGGACGUUCCCAGGAAGUACGUUUACGGACGUCCCCAGGACGUCUGUUUCAGGUCCCACAUAGUCAGAAUGUACUGGGACCUUAAUCGGACGUCCCCAGGAAUUACAUAUACAGACGUUUCCAGGAAGUACGAUUACAGAGGUCCCUAGGAAUUACGAAUCCAGACCGAUACAGGAAAAAUGUCAGUCUCAGAGCUGAACGGCUCCGUAUCGUGUAUAGAAAAAUUUACCAACCUUUUUUCUGGUUUUAUUUCAAAUGUGAUAACGUUUUUAGGACUUCAUUUAAUUUUUUAAUAAUCCAGAAAUUAAUUAAUUCCAUACCUCUCGCCUCUCAUCAAUAUUUUAGUUAUUUUAAUUUGUUUCGGUUGGAUGGUUGCAGUGAAUGCCUGUCAAUGCCAAUGUCAACGAUCAACGAGGUGUAGGCAGGCGUGCGUGGGUGUUUCUGUUUCUUUCUGUUUGAUUUCAUCAUUUGCUUUGGUUGGUCACUAAAUAUCAACUUGGCGAAAUUGGCGGUAAUUAAAUUAGAUAUUAUUAGCUUGAAUUCUUGGGAAUUAUGGAAGAGCAGACUUGGACUAUUGUACAGUUUCUUGAGGAUAUGUCGGUAGAAGCUGUUCCAACUUUGUGGCUUCGAGGGGACUUGUGUUAUUGGCCUCCAUAUAAGCAGGAGAAGCUGACAAGUGCUAUAAAAAAACAAGCUUUAGACACAAAUUGGUCGCAGCACAAAGUAAAAGUCUUUCGAAAUGCUACUUUUGAUAAUUAUGCGAGAGCAAGGGUCAAGGCCAAAUCAGCAGAAGACUGUAGUGCCAGUGAUCUGUAUUCCGAUCCAGACAUUGGAAAAAGGAAAAGAUUUCCAAAAGUGUUCAGCAGCUCAUCUUCAGAUGAUUCACUAAGUAAUUUGGAGUGUCCCAUAAAAGCUCCAAGAUUUAAAAAAACAAAAAUAGAACAGUAUCCAGAUACAGAGAUUUCUGAAGUCAUAGAUCUUCCCUUCACAGAAGAAAAAGAAGAUAUUCCUUCAAUGAAUGAGCCAGGGUUUUCUGGAGAACAGGUUACACACUGCUGCUUGCAACAAGAGCAUCAAGUCUUAGUGGAACUGAAGAACCAGAAUCAUAUGCUAAGAGGAAUGAUAACGGAUGUUCUCAAGAUUGUUACCGAAAUAAAACAAAAUCAGAGACCAGCAGAACAUUUGGAAACGUCGGAAUCAUUAUUUGUUAAAUAUAACAUACAAUUCCCAAUUAAGUCAGAAGAAGACUUUCUGCAACUUGAUACAAUCCUCCUUGAAGAUUAUAAUUAUAACAAUGCCGUAAAAGAAUUAUCAAAAUUUGGCGGGUCGAGCCCUUACAAUUUUAUAAAAAGAGUUAUGUCAACUAUAUUGUCAGACAAUCUGAUUAUCGAGUACAGUUGGCUGGGUCGUAAGGGGAAACGCAGCCUUGAAAGUACGAUGGUGGGAAAGCUGUUUGUAUCUGCAGCUGACAAAAGUGGCAUUUCGCCAAAUAAAAAAAAAACAGAGGAAGCCAUCAGAAGCUACAUGAAAAGGGGAAAGGAGAGGCUGACAGCCAAAGAAAAUAAAAAUAUGGUUUAAGAUGAAUACUAUUAUUUGUUAAAUUUUAAUAAAAACUUGUUUGAAAUA